CAACAAACGGAUAUUUCUGGUCUGUAUGGAGGCUUGAGACCAACCAAAACCCAAUGGCAGCAGCAGCAUCACUCUCCACCACCACACCCGGCGUCCCUCUUUUCCCUCCACCAAUCUCCGCCCGUCGAACCGCCUCAACAAGGGUCCAGGUGUCGUCCCGACCCGACCCGGAACCCUCUUCAUCUCCCUCCUCUACGGCGCUGACGGUGGUGGACGAGCGGACUCGGCGAAUAGCGAGGGAGUUGGAGGAGCUGAAGAAGCGGGAAGCGAAGGAGCGGAAGGAAUUGAGGGACGGAAAGAUAGCGUCGCAGAAAGCGGUAUCGGUGAUUCUGUGGAGAGAGGCCACAAAGGCCGUGAUUGAUAAGAGUGGCAGAAAGAAGAAGGGUCCCAUCAACUCCAAGAAGCUUCUUCCCAGAACUGUCCUUGAAGCACUCCACGAAAGAGUCGCAGCUCUGCGCUGGGAAUCCGCUCUCAAGGUUUUUGAACUACUGCGUGAACAGAUCUGGUACAGACCUAACACUGGUAUAUACAUCAAGUUAAUAGUCAUGCUUGGAAAAUGUAGGCAACCUGAGAAAGCUCAUAAGCUCUUUCUAGCCAUGGUUGAUGAGGGUUGUGUUUUGGACUGUGAAUCAUACACUGCAUUGUUGUCUGCCUACAGUAGGAGUGGUCUCUUGGACAAAGCUUUCACUCUUCUUGACGAAAUGAAGAAUACAUCUGGUUGUCAGCCAGAUGUACAGACUUAUUCUAUCCUCAUAAAAUCUUGCUUACAGGUUUUUGCCUUUGACAAAGUUCAGAGUCUUUUAUCUGACAUGGCCAAUCAUGGAAUCAAACCCAACACGGUUACCUACAAUACUCUUAUUGAUGCUUAUGGGAAGGCAAGAAAGUUUUCAGAAAUGGAGUCUAUACUUGUGGAAAUGCUUGCUGACCGGGAUUGCCAACCUGAUGCAUGGACCAUGAAUUCAACACUAAGGGCAUUUGGCAACAUUGGACAAAUUGAAACAAUGGAGAAGUGUUAUGAGAAGUUCCAAACUGCUGGAAUCCAACCUAAUGUUCAGACCUUCAACAUUCUGUUGGAUUCCUAUGGCAAGGCUGAGGAAUACAAGAAAAUGAGUGCUGUGAUGGAAUACAUGCAGAGAUACCAUUACUCUUGGACAAUUGUGACCUUCAAUAUUAUGAUUGAUGCUUUUGGGAAGGCUGGGGAUCUCAAACAGAUGGAGUACUUGUUUAGACUAAUGCGUUCAGAGAGAAUAAAACCUAGUUGUGUUACACUAUGCUCACUUGUGAGGGCUUAUGCACAUGCAGGUAAGCCUGAAAAAAUUGGUGGUGUCCUGCGUUUUGUUGAGAAUUCAGAUGUAUUACUGGACACUGUAUUCUUUAAUUGCUUGGUGGAUGCUUAUGGGAGGUUAGGGUGUUUGGCUGAGAUGAAAGGGGUGCCUGAGAUGAUGGAACAGAGUGGUUGUAAACCUGAUAUCAUUACUUAUAGAACCAUGAUUAAAGCUUAUUCUUUUAAUGGUAUGGAUAGUCAUGCUAAGGAAAUCAGAGAACUCCUUCCAACAGUGACUAGACCUUCACUGAAAAGGGAUAAGCCUGACUUCUGAUAAAAAAUAAAUAUACUCAUAUUUUUGCUCCAA
Vigna unguiculata (cowpea) is the source of this 1631-nucleotide messenger RNA. RefSeq names its product Pentatricopeptide repeat (PPR) superfamily protein. Gene Ontology annotation, molecular function: protein binding; mRNA binding. The record is from RefSeq and is a predicted model, not a curated record. NCBI's taxonomy places the organism in Eukaryota, Viridiplantae, Streptophyta, Magnoliopsida, Fabales, Fabaceae.